GGCCCCGCGCUUUCCUUUUCCGGUUGCAGCGCCGCGCGGUGAGGAGCUCUUAAGCCGCCAGCCAUGCCGUCCAAGGGGCCUCUGCAGUCCGUGCAGGUCUUCGGACGCAAGAAAACCGCCACAGCCGUGGCGCACUGCAAACGGGGCAACGGCCUCAUCAAGGUGAACGGGCGGCCCCUGGAGAUGAUCGAGCCGCGUACGUUGCAGUACAAGCUUCUGGAACCUGUUCUGCUUCUGGGGAAAGAGCGGUUUGCUGGUGUGGACAUCCGAGUCCGGGUGAAGGGUGGUGGCCACGUGGCCCAGAUUUAUGCAAUCCGCCAGUCCAUCUCCAAAGCCUUGGUUGCGUAUUACCAGAAAUAUGUGGACGAGGCUUCUAAGAAGGAAAUCAAAGACAUUCUCAUCCAGUAUGACCGAACCCUGCUUGUAGCUGACCCCCGGCGCUGCGAGUCCAAGAAAUUCGGUGGCCCCGGUGCCCGUGCUCGCUACCAGAAAUCCUACCGAUAAGCCCACCUCCAGGAAGGGGCUCUACCUUUAUAAUAAACAGAAGUUCUGGGAA
Molecule: messenger RNA, 556 nt
Organism: Echinops telfairi (small Madagascar hedgehog)
Lineage: Eukaryota; Metazoa; Chordata; Mammalia; Afrosoricida; Tenrecidae
Gene: RPS16
Product: ribosomal protein S16
Exons: 5
Coding region: 64-504 (146 amino acids)
Biological process (GO): translation; maturation of SSU-rRNA from tricistronic rRNA transcript (SSU-rRNA, 5.8S rRNA, LSU-rRNA)
Cellular component (GO): cytosolic small ribosomal subunit; ribosome
Molecular function (GO): structural constituent of ribosome; RNA binding
Source: RefSeq, a predicted model, not a curated record